This is a messenger RNA of Equus caballus (horse), 690 nucleotides long. NCBI's taxonomy places the organism in Eukaryota, Metazoa, Chordata, Mammalia, Perissodactyla, Equidae. The record is from RefSeq and is a predicted model, not a curated record.
CCGGAAGUCCGGCUGGUGCAGAGGAGUGCUUCCGGGUAGGAGCGAGGUGACCCCGGCCGCUGCAGGGACCCGCAGCGACAGCAGCCAUGGGGGCGCACCUGGCCCGGCGCUACCUGGGCGGCGCGUCGGGGGAGCCCGACCCGCUGCGGAUGCCCACCUUCCCGCCCGACUACGGCUUCCCCGGGCGCAAGGAGCGCGGGCAGGGAUGCUUGCGUGACGUGUUCCCUGCUGCACCUCCGACACCUGGCACACGGCAGGUGCUCCCUAAAUCCUGGCUGCUUAGCUGGAGCACCAGGUGCGGGUGGCCAUGGAAGCCAGCAGGGCCUGCAGAGAUGGUGGCCACCCAGCAGCAAAUGAACGACGCGCAGCUGGUGCUCCAGCAGCGGGACUACUGUGCCCACCACCUCAUCCGGCUGCUCAAGUGCAAGCGGGACAGCUUCCCCAACUUCCUGGCCUGCAAGCAUGAGCGGCACGCCUGGGACCACUGCGAGCACCUUGACUACGUGAUGCGCAUGAAGGAAUUUGAGCGGGAGCGGCGGCUGCUCCAGCGGAAGAAGAGGCGGGAGCAGAGGGAGGCAGACGCAGCCAGGGGCCAGGGGCCCGGCGAAGUGGAUCCCGAGGUGGCCCUGUAGUGGGCCCACCCGCCACCAUGUGGACAGUGGGAAAUAAAAGUCUCCAGGUCCCUCAGCA